Messenger RNA from Enterospora canceri, 309 nucleotides. NCBI's taxonomy places the organism in Eukaryota, Fungi, Microsporidia, Enterocytozoonidae. The record is from the annotation of a GenBank genome assembly.
AUGACCUUUGUGCAAGAUAAUGCAAGUUGUCAUAAGUCAGUAAAAACCAUUAAAUGGUUUAAAGACCAGAAUAUUAAGCUUGGGAUGCAUCCACCACAAUCCCCUGAUCUCAACCCCAUUGAAAACGUGUGGGCAUGGCUCAAAAGAAGAGUUAACCUGAGGCAGCACGAAAUACAAAACAAGGCUGAUCUGUGGAGAGUGUUGUCUGAUGAAGUAUCAAGAGUGAAACCUACAGAAAUUCGACGCCAUUUUAUCUCAAUGCCUGGUCGCUUAAAGCGUCUAGAAAAAGCUAAUUUUGAUAUAAUUUGA